AUGGUUCAACAGUUCAGUAAUGGCAAUCCUUCACGGAAUAACAGCGAUAAUAACUAUAACAAAGUCAACAAUGGCAGCAAAAAUUCUUACUGGCAGUGGCCUGAAGCUUGGCCCUUAUCUAAUACUUCGGCAGAAACGGUUGCCAAAACGCUGAUAUCCCAAUGGGUUUUGCAUUUUGGCACACCCACAACUAUCACCACCGACAGAGGACGUCAGUUUGAUUCCUACCUCUUCACUGAGCUGACUUGUCUCCUUGGAUGUAAACACACCCGCACUACAGCUUACCAACCUGCAGCAAAUGGCAUGGUCGAAAGCUUUCACCACCAACUCAAGGCAGCUAUAAAAGCAUAUUCAGACUGUUCUAACUCGUUGGAACAUCUCCCUCUCAUCCUCCUUGGUAUUCAAUCUACGAUUAAGAAGGAAGUUGGACAUACUCCAGCUGAACUAGUCUAUGGCACAGCACUCACCUUACCUGAGCAGAUGAUCGAACCUGUUUCACCACAAGACCUUCCUGACCCAGCCAAAUAUGUGCACCGAUUACGGACAGCCAUGUCAAAUUUGUCCCCUGCAGCCCCCAGACAACAGAACGUCGCUUCACAGGUCCCAAAGGACAUCAAUACUUGGAUUCAUGUUUUCGUGAGAAACGAUGGGACACCAUCUCAACUUCAGCCACCAUAUUCCGGGCCCUACAAAGUGCUUAAAAAAGAACCAAAGUAUUUCGUUCUUGAUAUUGGAGGUAAACGAAAUACUGUAUCAGUUGAUCGUUUAAAAAAAGCCUACAUCAAGGAGGUCUUGCCUUCAGUUCCUUCUGUUCCUCAAAUGGACUCAACAACUCCAGUAAACACCUCAGAUUCUGCACAACCCUGGCACACCAAAUUGGGAAGAACAGUUCACUGA
This is a messenger RNA of Octopus bimaculoides (California two-spot octopus), 897 nucleotides long. Its product is annotated as retrovirus-related Pol polyprotein from transposon 412. The record is from RefSeq and is a predicted model, not a curated record. NCBI's taxonomy places the organism in Eukaryota, Metazoa, Mollusca, Cephalopoda, Octopoda, Octopodidae. Gene Ontology annotation, biological process: DNA integration. Gene Ontology annotation, molecular function: nucleic acid binding.